AUGUCACGACCAGUCGACGAGGAAAGGCAGCAAGAGCUUCGCAAUCGCAACUCGUCCAGCCCUAGCAGCGAUGAUCUCUCCAAGGUGGAGUCCAAGUCGCCCGGCGUCCGCCGGAUGGAGGCGAUCAACGAUGUCUGGACGCGGACCAACAAGAUUUGGUUCAUCGUCGCCUUGGUCAUCCUCACCUUUCGACAGGUCCUCACUUCGGCCUCGCUUCCCAUCACCGCCAAAAUGGCCGACUAUAUCGGCCGUGGCUUCAUUCUCAACUGCACCGUUCUCUUCUGGAUUGUUGGUGGCGUUGUUGUCGCCACAUCGCACAACCUCGGUGGUUGGCUCCCUGGUUUCCUGCUCUACACCCUCGGACACGUGGCUGGCAAUGUCAUGAACUAUGCGCUCUCCAUCGACACUAGCUCCCUGCGCAACCGUCUCUUCCUGCAGUUUGCCUUCGUCUUCCCGUCCAUCAUUAAUGUGUGGGCCGGUGGCAGCAUCGCCGAGGACGUGGACGAGGGACCGGGAUGGCGCUGGGGCGUCGGCAUGUGGUCCAUCAUCAUUCCACCCAUCGCCCUUGGACUCUACGCCGUCUUUGCCCACGGCUACCUCAAGGCGCGCAAGGCCGGACUCAUCGACGGCAUUCCCUCUGCGUGGCGUCUGCUGCGCAGCGGCAAGGCCUGGAAGCACCUGUUCUGGAUGAUGGACCUUGUUGGUCUCACGCUCCUCGCUGGUGCCCUUGCGCUCAUCCUCCUCCCCCUCUCGCUCGGCGGUAGCUCUGCCGAGGCGUGGCAGACGCCCAAGGUCCUGACGCCGCUUUGCAUUGGUGUCCUCCUUCUUCCUGCAUUCGCCUUUUGGGAGGCCAAGUAUGCCCGCCACCCCAUCUUCCCCUUCCAGGUCAUGAAGGACCGUCACGUCAUCAUCAUUCUCCUCAUUCAGUUCCUCAACAAUAUCGCGACCAGCACCCGCGACGCCUACCUGUACACGACGCUCGUUGUCUCCUUCAACCAGUCGGUUGCUGGUGCCACUCGCAUCAACAGCAUUUCCGGCUGUGCAUCCUCGGUGACCGUCUUUGUCGUCGCCAUUCUCAUUCGCAAGUUCCGCCUCGUAAAGCCCAUCGUCAUUGCCGGCGUGGUCCUCAUUACCGUCGCUCAAGGCAUGCACGUGCAGUUCCGUGGCGGCUACUCGACAAGCCAGCUUGCGGGUAUCAUUGCGGGAGAGCUGCUUGAAGGCAUUGGAACCACGAGCACGCCCUCCUCAUCACAUCCUGCUGGGCUGUUGGGUAAGUCUACUGGCGUGGACUGUGCUGACAUCAGUUCGCAAGCCGGUGGUGGUAUCGCUUCCGCCGUGUCCUGUGCUGUCUGGAAGUCGCUUCUCCCGGGCAAGCUGCAGCGCGGCCUCGAGUCUGCCGGCGUGCCUGACGCGAAGAAGCUCUCCAUGUCCAUUUUCCGCAAGCCGCUCGACUUUGUCAAGACGAACCCGCCCGGAGACCCGGCGCGCGAUGCUGUUCUCUUCGCCUAUCGUGACGUGCAGCGCACGUUGAGCAUCAUUGGCCUCGCCAUUUCCGCCAUUCCAAUCAUCCUGUCCAUCUUCAUGGACAAUGUCCGCCUCGACGAGCGCAAGACCAUUGUCGACUCGGAUAGCGAGGAGGACUUGACCGUCCGCGAGUCGCCGCUCUACGUUCAAGGUGACAAGAAGGAGUUUGCCGAGAGCGAGAAGGACGUCAAGCGCGUCCCUGCCCAGUAG
This is a messenger RNA of Trichosporon asahii var. asahii CBS 2479, 1734 nucleotides long. RefSeq names its product siderochrome-iron (ferrioxamine) uptake transporter. The transcript is spliced from 3 exons. Bases 1 to 1734 code for a protein of 577 amino acids. Gene Ontology annotation, molecular function: transmembrane transporter activity. Gene Ontology annotation, biological process: transmembrane transport. NCBI's taxonomy places the organism in Eukaryota, Fungi, Basidiomycota, Tremellomycetes, Trichosporonales, Trichosporonaceae. The record is from RefSeq and is a predicted model, not a curated record.